Syzygium oleosum is the source of this 1198-nucleotide messenger RNA. Its product is annotated as expansin-like B1. The transcript has 4 exons. Bases 98 to 838 code for a protein of 246 amino acids. Lineage: Eukaryota; Viridiplantae; Streptophyta; Magnoliopsida; Myrtales; Myrtaceae. Gene Ontology annotation, cellular component: extracellular region. The record is from RefSeq and is a predicted model, not a curated record.
UGAACGUUGCUCAUCCCAAAACCUUCUGGUGCAUUUCUCUCUCUAUCUAGUCUAGUCCUCUAGGUUUGAGUUUACUCGUCUUGUAUUAGUAUCUGCAAUGAACUAUAGUUGUCUUCUUUGUGUCCUGGUGCUCUUGCCAGCACUUUGUCACUGUCAAGAUUCAUUUACACCCUCAAGAGCUACUUUCUAUGGCAGUCCUGACUGCUAUGGGACUUCAACUGGAGCUUGUGGAUUCGGCGAGUAUGGAAGGACCGUGAAUGAUGGCUAUGUGACUGGAGUUUCGAGGCUUUACAGAAAUGGAUCUGGCUGUGGUGCUUGCUAUCAGGUGAGGUGCACGAAACCGCAGUGCACAGGCGACGGAGCAAACGUGGUGGUGACGGACUAUGGAGAAGGAGACAGGACGGACUUCAUCCUGAGACCUAGAGCUUAUGCGAAGAUGGCUCAACCGGACGAUUACCAAACCAAGCAGCUGUUUGCCUACGGAGUGGUUGACGUCGAAUUCAGAAGGGUUCCGUGCCGAUACUCCGGCUACAACCUCAUGUUCAAGGUCCAUGAACGCAGCAGAAACCCAUAUUAUUUAGCUAUCAUCAUAUUAUACGUUGGCGGCACAAAUGACAUCACAGCUAUGGAGUAUUGCCAGGAGGACUGCCAAAAGUGGAAGCCGAUGCGCAGAGUGUACGGAGCAGUGUUCGACACGCAAACUCCGCCGAGUGGUUGCGUUAACCUGCGGUUCCAAGUGAGUGGGAGCCACGGAGCGACUUGGGUGCAACCAAAGAAUCCCCUCCCUGGUGACUGGAAGGCUGGUGCUGCUUAUGACUCCCAAAUCCAGCUAGACUAGAAAAAGCUAAAACCAGUCCCUUUCUAUUCUGUCGAUUGGGAAGUGCUGCUUGCCUUUUUCAUUACUGCUAGGUACGUAUAGCUCAGAUAUGGCCAAUGCUAUUGGUGGCAUUACUGUUGCUGAAAUAAACAGGCUUAGCUAAGCUAGAUAAGGCUUUCUGCCUGCCUUGACUAAAUAAAGGAGGUCUCUGUAGCAUUUCAUCAGGGGGUUGUGGGAUUGAUGUCUUCUCUUUUUGUUAGCAUGAUUAGCUAUAUAAUAAAUGAGAUUGGUGUCCCAUUAGGAGGAUAAAGGUACAUUUCGCCGACUAAAGGUACAUCCAGCACUGAGGUUCUUCAGAAGAACUUCACUAUUGAAUGACAA